Messenger RNA from Mus pahari (shrew mouse), 441 nucleotides. Its product is annotated as prolactin-inducible protein homolog. Gene Ontology annotation, molecular function: aspartic-type endopeptidase activity. The transcript is spliced from 4 exons. Gene Ontology annotation, cellular component: extracellular region. Lineage: Eukaryota; Metazoa; Chordata; Mammalia; Rodentia; Muridae. Gene Ontology annotation, biological process: proteolysis; regulation of immune system process. The record is from RefSeq and is a predicted model, not a curated record. Bases 1 to 441 code for a protein of 146 amino acids.
AUGCAGGUUUUCUCGUUCACGUUCAGUGCUGCCACACUCUUCUUGGUCCUCUGCCUGCAGCUGGGGAUCAUUGAAAGCCAGGAUAACGUAACUCCCCGAAAAGCACUUUUGUUUGAACUAGUUGUUCCAUCAACAGCAAAGGAAAAUCAGGAGGUCACUGCGGAACUUAGGCUUCAAACACAAUAUGAUGAAUGUAUGGUGAUCAAAGCUUACCUUGUAAGUAAUGUACCAAUGGAAGGUUCCUUCAACUAUAUACAAACCCGUUGCCUCUGUAAAGAUUAUCCUGUUGCCUUUUUUUGGGAUUUUGUAGUCACACAAACUGUAACAUUUGCAACAGUGGUUGACAUUGUUACUGAGAGGAAUAUCUGCCCUAAUGAUGAGGCAGUGGUGCCCAUCACAGGAAACCGGUACCACACUUAUCGUACUGUGAGAAUGAUUUAA